AUGGAGGAUGAUGGUUUUGAUGAUAAUGUUGCGGUACGAAAAAGAAUUAUUGGCAUUCUAGCCGGAAUUGGUAUGAACGUUAAUAAUGUAAUUGGUUCGGGCAUUUUUACAACCCCAGGAAUGGUAUGGAAGUCCCUGAACUCCCCACAGGCGGCAAUGAUAUUAUGGGCUAUUGGCGGUAUUAUCAGUAUGGCGGGUUCACUCACCUAUGCAGAACUAGGUGCAUCUAUUAACCGCAGUGGAGGCGAGAGUGCCUAUUUAAAAGUAGCAUAUACCAAGCCAAAAAAUUUUAUUAGUUACCUUUUCUCCUUUAUGUUCAUUGUUGCAAUCCGGCCUGGAAGUAUUAGUGCGGUAUUACAGGCCGUGGCACAAUACCUCUGGUAUAUAAUCAGCGACGAUGCAUCUGAAUUAAAUUCCAAGAAAGGUUGGGAAAGUGGUUGGCCAUUUUGGCGAUUAAAGUUAAUCUCUAUUAUUACUCUAGCGAUCAUAACCGGCUAUCAUAUGUAUAGCACCCGUUUGGCUAAUUACAUUAAUCAAACGUUUGCCGUCAUUAAAAUGAUGGUUUUAACUAUCAUUGCUAUUGCGGGGCUGGUCAAAUUACCAUCGGUAUUAAGUACACAUCCGAAUAAUUGGUUAGAUCCAAUUGAGGCAACGAGAGGAUUUAAAGACUUUUCAUUUUCCUUUAUUUUGGUUGACUUGUUGGUCAACGUCGCUUUUAUCUCUGUUGUACCGAGGGAACUUAUAAUUGACAUUGAAGAAUUUAAUGAAGUUAUCGCAGCAGAUUUCUUUAUGAAUCUUUUUGGAAAAAAGGCAGGACGAAUAUUGUCCCUUUUUAUUAUCAUUUCGGCCAUUGGUACCGCAGCUUCGAUGACCUGGAGCGGGUCUCGUGUGCUUGCAUAUGCGGCACAAUUAGAUUAUAUUCCGUACUUUUCGGAACAACUGAAAUGGAAAGCAACCGAAAAUUCACCUAAAUUCGCCCUUUUGGCCCAGUUUAUAUGGUGUUCAUUGUUGAUCGUCUUAGUCGGUGGCGGAAUAAGCUCCGACAGUUUUAUUUUAUUUUCCAACUUUUCUCAAUAUAGCGCAUGGAUCUUUUAUAUGUUGACGGGAAUUGGUUUAUUAUCUCUUCGAUACUACACAUCGAGAUAUCGUUUAUUUAAAAUUCCUAAUCCUAUCGUAUGUUUAUUUGUAUUGGGAGGGGUUUACAUUUCAAUUUUCUCUUAUUUCGUUGAAGUGACGUGUCCAACAAAUGAACCCAAAUGUGAUUUAAAACAUCAAAGUCUUAAAAGACAAGCUCCAUAUUUUAUUAGUUUAGGAUUUUUGGUUUUAGGAACAAUUUGCUAUUAUUUUGCAAUUUAUCGUGUCUCAAAGAACAAUGAAAUAGAAUAA
Molecule: messenger RNA, 1386 nt
Organism: Funneliformis geosporum
Lineage: Eukaryota; Fungi; Glomeromycota; Glomeromycetes; Glomerales; Glomeraceae
Source: the annotation of a GenBank genome assembly